This is a messenger RNA of Cornus florida, 2781 nucleotides long. RefSeq names its product probable protein phosphatase 2C 23. The transcript is spliced from 3 exons. Bases 404 to 2467 code for a protein of 687 amino acids. The record is from RefSeq and is a predicted model, not a curated record. NCBI's taxonomy places the organism in Eukaryota, Viridiplantae, Streptophyta, Magnoliopsida, Cornales, Cornaceae. Gene Ontology annotation, biological process: protein dephosphorylation. Gene Ontology annotation, molecular function: protein serine/threonine phosphatase activity.
ACCUUUCCCUAUAUUCAUCAACUUAACGUUUGUAUAACUUUUGACUCGAGAAUGUUUUAAAUUUCUCCACUUCUACUGUAUUGAACUCAACCACACGCUUUGAAUAUGAACCAUUUUUUUUUUUUUUUUUUUUGGUGCAAAUGUCAACGCCCACAAAAGCCCACUAUCAGAAAUUAUUCAGAAUCAAAUAAAUAAAAAUUCAAAGCAAACCAUAUAUCCAAACAAAUCACCAAAAGUCAGCUCCCUCCGUCUCUCUUUUAUUCAUUCAUCUUCUCCUCAUUCUUCUCUCUCUCUUCCCAACAACAAACCACACCAUCUCCAUGACCAAUCAACUCUAGGCACCAUCUUCUCCUGUGUUCUCUCUCCUCACUUUCUUUCUCUUGUUUUCAGUUUUUUCUUUCAUAUGGGCAACGGUGUCGGAAAACUCACCCUCUGUUUUUCGGGGGACGCCGGCAAAGUCUCCGGGCGACAACACAACAUCGCCGUGUUCCUCUCCAAUCCUCUCGACGAGGGUUUGGGCCACUCCUUCUGCUACAUACGACCUGACCCGUUUCUCAUUUCCUCCUCCAAAGAUGACUCCACCACGACGUUCAGAUCAAUUUCCGGCGCUUCCAUCAGUGCCAACACAUCCACGGCUCUCUCUACAUCAAUAGUAGAUCUCUCUCCGUACCUUGAAAAAGCCUCCGCUUUCGAGAGCUCCGAUUCCUUCGCUUCCAUUCCUCUGCAACCGAUUCCGCGGAAUUCAAUUCCCUCCAUCUAUUCCGGCCCAAUUCCCCGAUACUCCGGUGCUGUUCCGGGCUCGGGACCGAUGGAAAGAGGGUUCUUAUCAGGUCCUAUAGAGCGAAGCUUCAUUUCGGGUCCAUUGGAGAAUCAAUACGAUCAGUUUAAGAGGUAUAGAAGUAAAACCAAGAAAUGGGUUUUGAAUAGAAUUCUCAAGAAAAUCAUGGGGAAGUCGAUGGUUGUUCCGAUUCGAGGGGGUAAAGAAUUUGAUUGGGCUAAUGGGUUGGAGAAGAACAAUGAGCAUAGUAUAGCUAGUAACAACAGCCACACCUUGAGUGGUCAAGUGAGCUUAGGUGAUGAUGAUGAGGAGUUGCUUGAGAAUGAGAAUCUUCAAUGGGCACAAGGAAAGGCCGGAGAGGAUCGGGUUCAUAUCGUGGUUUCAGAGGAAAAUGGAUGGGUUUUUGUUGGGAUUUACGAUGGGUUUAAUGGUCCUGAUGCCACUGAUUUUUUGCUCAACAAUCUUUACUCCAAUAUUCAUAAGGAGCUCAAGGGGUUACAAUGGAAUGACAAGUUCGAAUCCAUGCCCAAUUCAAUUGUUAACGAACCUGUUUUGGUCAUGAAUUCGAAUUUAGAGACGGUGGGUUCAGUUCAAAAUGGUGAAUUUGAGCAAGAGAAUUUUCCAUGUUCAAUUGGGGAUAUGAAUUUGGAUUGUAAUUCAAAUUCAAAGAGGAAAAGUAAGAACUCAAAGAACAGGACAAAAGGGGUUGGAAAGAAAUGGGAAGAGAGUCAAAGGAAGUGGAGGUGUGAAUGGGAUAGAGAAAGAAUAGAGCUUGAUAGGAAGUUGAAGGAACAAUUGGAAAAAUCAGCUUCAAAUGGAGCAACUGGUGGUAUUAACCAUUCAGAGGUUCUGAAAGCGCUUUCAGAGGGCUUGAGGAAGACAGAGAAAUCAUUUUUGGAGAUCGCGGAUUUGAUGUUGACGGAAAAUCCGGAGUUGUCUUUGAUGGGUUCUUGUGCUCUGGUGAUGUUGAUGAAAGGGGAAGAUGUGUAUGUGAUGAAUGUGGGUGAUAGUAGGGCUGUUUUAGCUCAGAAAGCUGAACCCGAUCUUCGGAUUGGAAAGGCAAACCAUGACUUGGAAAGGAUCAGAGAAGAGACUUUGAAUGAUCUUGAAGCAUUUGAUGGUGAAGAAUUCGACAGUUUGCCAAAAUUAACUUCUCUUCAGCUCACCAAGGAUCAUAGCACAUCUGUGGAUGAGGAGGUUCGGAGAAUCAAAAAUGAGCACCGGGAUGAUGCUUCUGCUAUAUCCAAUGAUCGAGUGAAAGGCUCACUGAAGGUCACUCGAGCUUUUGGUGCUGGCUUUCUCAAGAAGCCCAAAUGGAAUAAUGCACUUUUAGAGAUGUUCAGAAUUGAUUAUGUUGGAGUUGCACCCUAUAUCAACUGUUCCCCUUCCCUUCGUCACCACAGACUAACCCCAAGAGACAAGUUUUUGAUCUUGUCUUCUGAUGGGCUCUACCAAUAUUUCGACAACGAAGAAGCGGUCUCUGAAGUCGAGAGGUUCAUUGAGGCAUUUCCAGAGGGUGAUCCUGCUCAACAUCUUGUCGAAGAAGUGUUGUUUCGGGCUGCCAAGAAAGCCGGUAUGGACUUCCAUGAAUUGCUUGACAUCCCACAAGGGGACAGGCGUCGCUACCAUGAUGAUCUUUCCAUUAUGAUUAUUUCUUUCGAAGGAAGGAUAUGGCGUUCAUCAAUGUAGAUGUAUAUACAGAAGAUUCAAAAACGUUUACACAAAAACCUAAUAAGUCCCACCAUAGUGGUAGAAGAUUGUAGUUCAGAGGGAUUGUCACCCUCACUCACUGUGUGAUAGAAGAUUGUAGUUCUUUUAAAAAUGGUGCUUCCUGAGGGUUUUCAUUUCCCCAAAAAUAGAAGUUUCACUAUACAUUUUUUUUUUUUUUUUUUUUUUUUUCCUGGGGGUAUAAGUUCCAGUAUACAUGUUGAUAAGGAAAAAACAAUUGACCAAUUGGUCUUAAAUUCAUUCAUUUUUAUAUAUAAUACAAUGUUAUGUUCUUA